GGGGCGCUGUUUCUCAAAUCUCAAUACAUUGAAACAUAACCUAAAAGAAGAUAUUCCGUUUAUUUCACACGAUUUUGCUGAUUGAAUUUAGGAAAUGUAUGGCUGAAAAAUAUUAUUUUCAUUAAUAGUAUUUAAUUACAUCAGUUGUAUCGUUUCAGUCUUCUUUAGCAAAUAAAUGUAUACAAUAUUUUGCGGACUAAUUGUCACCCCAGAUGGCAGUGUGAAAUUUCUUUAAAACAAAUGAAAAAAAGGUUAUAACAAAGGGAACCAAGGGAACAAAGGGUUGUUUACAGGUUUUUCAGUUUGGCACUUGUUCUGCAUUUCGUAACAUUGCAAAAGACUGCAAUUAUUUGUGUUCCGUAUGUAUUUCUCUCUCUAGUGUUUUCGGGUAAUGCGUGAAAAAUGCUCAAUCAAAACUGUCAAGGUCUGGAUCCCUUUGUAACGCCGCUUAUAAAUCGAGUUAAUAAAUCCGAGAAAAUAGGAGCAUGUCGAAGACCAUUAAAGAUCCAUUCUAUGAACUCAAAAAAUGGGAAACUAUUUGACUGCAUAGAUUUAGAAGUGCCUUAUGCUGAUCAGACUUUAAAAUGGACGAUAUUCUUCGAUUCCGAAUGUCCCGAGCUGGGUCCUGAUUUCGUUUUCAAUGAUGAGAACUUUCUUGCUGAUCCGGAUAUAGAAACAUUAAUGAGAUGCGUUCCUAGCUUAGCAAACUGGAAUUAUCUCGAUAGCAAUUCGCUUCUUACCGUCCUUAAAGAACUUUUAGCACACUAUAAAGAUUAUCAGAUUGAUUUACUUAAAAGCCACGCCUCUGAAAAACUGAGAUUCGAAUAUGAAUCUCUGAUUAAAAAUGAAAAUGUUUGCGCCGAUGAUGUGGAAGUAAUUCUCCUAAACCCGGGGACGAAAACAGCAGAGGCAAAAUUCUUUAUAAGACUUGAAAUGGACUUUUCAAAACUACCACAGAGAAUGAAAUAUUCUGCAAACGAUGCGGCUAUGCUGAUGAUUUCAUUCUCAGGGCGAGAUUGGUACAACGUAGUUCCCCAACUUUUCCUCACUAAAAGUGUCGAGGAAAUUUUUGGCAGCCAGGAACAUCUACAAAUUCCGCCUUUUCCACCGUCCGAUGGCCUGUUAAUUGACUACGUACCUAGAAUCGUGCAGUUCUUGGAAGAAAAGAUGGAAAAUAUUCUCCUUUGUUUUACCAAGAAAAAGGAUUUUAUAUCAUCACUGCUGGUAUUAUUGCGAGGAUGUGUUAUGGAGUACGAUGCAGCAGAAUUUAACAGGGCGACUGUCCUGGUUGAAAAAAAAGAUUUCCAUUUUUUCAUACACUUUAGAGUUCCUGCCGGUUUCCCCAGAGAAAGGCCGGAAGUUGUACUUCAAUCUGCGUAUCACAUGGACCAGACUGGACAUCUUAUUACACAUAAUGUCAACAAGUUCCUGUUCAACAUCCAAAUGGAACCACUGCAAAUGAUUCAAGCGAUCAUGAGUCACAUAGAAGAAAAUGAGGUGGAUUGUUUUCAAUCGUAUUGCACUAGAAAAAAUCGCUUCUGAUUCGACGACAUGGUUCUCUCGUCGAUGAAAACGCCAUUUUUGUCCUACCUCAGUCGACUAGACUCACAUUUUUUCACCUUCAUGCAUUUCUUGUACUUUCAAUGCACACUGUGCUUGUAUUUUCUGUUUUUUCUUCGUUUUAAUUUAAAAGUGAUUAUAUCUAGGCAUGUGGAUUUCGAAUCGAGUUGAUUUUUUCCGAAUCGAUGUAACUGAGUUCAGGUCGAAAAAAAUCCGAUUCAGACUAUUUGAAUUUGGCAUAGACACGCGUAGAUUUUCGAUUCAAAUUUGGCAUUUCGAAAAUCUAUAGAAUAUUUCUAGUAGUGUCAGUUAAAAAAAAACAGAGCUCGUUGAAAAUCGAUGGGAAAGACUCUAGAAUUGUCCAAUUUGAUUCGAAAAACUGAGAACUUCAUAAUUGAAUAGGGGAGUUUACCAGUUAUGUAACGGUAAUUGUUCUAGUUGAAGUUUCGUAAAAAUUCAAAUUUAAUCAGUGUAAAUAAGCGUUUUUUAUACAGAUUAAUAAUAAAAAUGGUUAGUUUGUUCAGGAAACAAAUUAAAAAUUCAGUGAUGCAGAUUGAAAAGAAAAAAAUUUAA
Messenger RNA from Belonocnema kinseyi, 2133 nucleotides. Its product is annotated as BRISC and BRCA1-A complex member 2-like. The coding region runs from base 403 to 1542 and encodes 379 amino acids. The transcript has 4 exons. Gene Ontology annotation, cellular component: BRCA1-A complex; BRISC complex. Gene Ontology annotation, biological process: double-strand break repair. The record is from RefSeq and is a predicted model, not a curated record. Lineage: Eukaryota; Metazoa; Arthropoda; Insecta; Hymenoptera; Cynipidae.